Molecule: messenger RNA, 1874 nt
Organism: Seminavis robusta
Lineage: Eukaryota; Bacillariophyta; Bacillariophyceae; Naviculales; Naviculaceae
Source: the annotation of a GenBank genome assembly
CAAGCAAUUUGCGACCGCUCACAUCACACCGAACACUUGCCAGGCCCUGAACCUUCUUCUUUUCCCUCCUGUGAUUUCUUUCACUUUCAAUCCCAGCACCAACACAAAUAAUCAACACUCAAGAAAGACCUCAAGGACUCAGUAUCAGAUAAAGGGAGGUAGCAGGCGACAGACAACGCAACUAACGCAACGAUCAGAUCAGAUCAUGGCCGAGGAGGAGGCCAAGGUACCCGCCAAAACGGAAGGGCCCAUGAUGGAAGAGUCCAAAGUGGAGCCUGAAGCAACUGUUGCUUCGGGGGGCGAAGAAACCGAACCAAAAAAGGCAGCCGAAGAGGCCACCGAGACGGAGGCAGUGGAAGGAACAACUGAAAAAGAAGAAGAACCCAAGGCAGUUGCCAAAGAAGGGGAAGAACCCAAGAAAGAGGAAGCCGCUACCCAAGUCCCACAGGCUUCCGCUGCUGCGUCUGGAGCGACCACUUCUUCCUCUGAUGAUGAUGAUGCAUCCCCUCCCGCCUCGGAAAAGAGUGACACGGCUGGUGGCGGCAACAACCAGUUCUAUGCCCUCUUCCAGUCCAUUCAAAAGAACAUUGAAGCCUUGAACGAUUCUACCAAACAGAUUGAAAAGGUCAAUGAUCGCCUCCUCUUUCAUUCCUCCACCAUUUCAAAGGAAGAAGAAUCCUCACUCAUCCAAAAGGUGUCGGACAUUGUCCAGGCCACCAACAUCAAGGCCCGAGAUUCCAGUCGAUUGAUUGAACAGUUGCGUGUCGAAACGGCCAAGCCAACCAAUAUGGGUGGUGGUGUCAUCAAAGAGGAGAGCGAAAAGAGCGAAGAAGAAAAGGCCGAGGAAUCGAAAGAUGUGGGUGACAAGGAAAACAUUUGCAAGACGGUAACCCGUUCCUUUACCGAUGAAUUGCUCUUGUACCAAAGUGCCCUUCAGGACUUCAAGAACGAGCUCAAAGAGCGCUUGACCAAAAAGAUUCAGUCCAUUCGGAAGGGUGCUUCUGAAGACUUUGUCGAUAUGUCGUUGCGGUCCGAAUCCAGUAGGUAUGCUCUCUUUCGAGAUAUCAUGGCCAUGGAUGAAAAGGAUCUGAGCGAAGAGGCGGCCAAAGAUUUGAAGGAUGACAUUGCUGAAAAGUAUGUCGUGAUUGCGGAGUUGUCCAAUGCUUCGUCGGACAUGAACAAGAUCUUCUUGUCGUUGGCAUCGAUGGCUACCAAACCACCCUCGGAAACCAGUGAUAGUGACGAAGAACCCGUUGCUCGUGGUGGUGCGACGCGCAAAAAAGGACGUUUCGGUCGUGGUAACAGCAAACGUGGUUCCCUCAUUGAUAGCUUGCUGGGAAGUCGCACGAGAACGGCUGCUGCGGAAGGGACAUCUAGCAGUGCUGGCAAUGCGAGCUCUGGUACAGAGCCAAGUGCAGAAAGCGCAGCAGCCGAAGAAGAGUUCAAAAAGAGGAAUCGUCUCUUUGCCUUUAUGCAAAAGCACCGCAAGGCCAGCACGGACGGAGCCAAGAAAAUGCGCUUCACCGUCAGUGACAGCGACAGGCCACGGAAGCGUCGUGGUACUCGACUUAGUCGUUGGAUGACGUUGUUUCUCCUGGCAACAGUUGGAUUGGCGGCCAUUGUGGGACUCGUCAUGUUGCAUUAGACUGCAACAACGGAAAAACCAAAAGAGAAAGACUUACUUAGUAGUAUUGCGAAUGAAAAACAACAAGAACAUGAAGUUUGCAUGUAAUGGAGACGAGAAAAGGUGAUCUGUGGAGGUACGGUACCGGUGGAUGUUCUGGUGCCACAAGAUCUAUCUCAUAAGGAUUUAUAAUGAAUGAUCGACAAUGACAUCACAAGGGACUCGACUCAUGCUGCAAUGAAAGCGCGCA